Lasiodiplodia theobromae is the source of this 1623-nucleotide messenger RNA. RefSeq lists its product as uncharacterized. NCBI's taxonomy places the organism in Eukaryota, Fungi, Ascomycota, Dothideomycetes, Botryosphaeriales, Botryosphaeriaceae. The record is from RefSeq and is a predicted model, not a curated record. The transcript has 2 exons. The coding region runs from base 1 to 1623 and encodes 540 amino acids.
AUGUUCAGGAACAUCUUGGCAACAACGAGCCCAGUCGAACUGGCCGCGGCCGAGCCCUACGAGGCCGAGCUCUACGAGGCCUUAUGCCUGGAAAUGCCAGCUCCUCCCCCUCCCCGCCUCUACAUGCGCCGCAGCAGCAUGCUCCUCAAGCUGCCGCGCGAGCUGCGCGACAACAUCUUCCGCCAGCUCAUCUACGCCAUCUACGAAGACCGCACCACGCCCGAAGAGCGCCACCUCUGCCCCAAGCCGCUCCUGCGCCACCUCGUCGGCCCCACGCUCGCAACCUCGCCCGUCCGCGGCAUCAUGCAGACCAACGCCCAGCUCCGCUCCGAAUUCGGCCAGGAACUGUACCGCCACGCGCACGAGGAGAGCACCAUCACCGCCUCGGCGCCCGCCGACCAUGGACCUCCCGCGAACGCCAACAACAACAUCAGCCACCUUCCCGGAACCAUCCAGCUGCUGCUGCCGCCGCACCCCAUCGCCCCCAACAUCGCCGCCCUCCUCGCAGCAGCGCAGCAGGCUCGCCGCAACCACCACCUCCUCCGCGCCGCGUGGAACCCGGCCACCAUGCCCCAAAUCCCGCACUACCUCGCCCAGCACCUGCGCAGCUUCAGCUUCACGCUGGCCGUGCCCGCGGCGCCGACGCGCCGCGACCCCUUCGUCUUCACUGGCACGCACAGCAACAACGUCUACGCGACCAUCACUUUCGCUGGCAUCGCCGACGGCUACCACCGCGACUGGAACGUGCUGCAUGACGAUUUCGAUGUCGCUGUUCACUCUGUCCUCGCGACGCUGCCCGUCCUUGAGGAGUUGGAUGUUACCAUGUCGCUCGCGCCGGGCAGUUACAGAUACAGUGUGCGCGGCGGUCGCGGGGGGGAGGGAAGUAAGGAUGAAGAUGCCUUUUGUGUGAAGACGACGCGGGUUACUGGCAUUGAGGUGCCGGGUAUGACGGGGAGCCGGGAGGGAGCGAGCAAGAAGAAUGACAAGAAGAACAAGAAAGAGGACAAGGAGGAGAAGCAAGAGCCGACAAACGAAUCGAAUGAUGGUCUGAUGAGGCCGAGGAAGAAGAGGAAGACUAGUCAUUCCAAGGCUGUGAACGGUCACCAUGAGUGUACGUGUGCGGAUGCGGGUACUGCUGGUGGUGGUGGUGGUGGUGGUGGUGGACAUAACGAGGCGGCCCAGCCGGUGGUCGUGCAGCCUGGAGCACGGCUGAAGCGGUUCAAGAAGAGCAUGGUCAUCCGCUUCGCCGGUCUGGACGACAUCCAGUUCACGUACUCCAGCCAGGAAGACAAGUUUAAGAAUGGACGUCGCAUCGGUGUCACCAAGGUUCAGCGUUCGAUCGAGUUCUUUUCCGAAUGGAGCGCGGCUUCGCGCGCCGAGCUUGCGGCCUUCUUCGACGUCACGUCUCGCACCAUGCUCUGCAUCACAGGGCACUACCGCAUGCCGAUGCAGGACGUCCUACCGGAAAUGUACGAGCGGUGGAAGCGCUCCGACGGAACGUUGUCGCGCGAUCGCGUGAGGGUGCUGAUGGAAGAGUGGUUGGAGAAGAUGGCGAAGCAAGAGGCGGCGCUGAGGGAGGCCUUGAUGCGGCAGGGAAUCGCUCUCGCCGCCGCUCAGGCUUGA